AUGCGUGAGCCGCUGAGCCACGGAGCAAGUGCUCCGAGCCCCGCAGCCCCUCGCACCGAAGCUCUCGCCACAUUUUUUGAUUGGUUUCAACGCGGCGGCACGGAGAAGAAGACGUUGGAGAUCAUCGGAAGAGAGCACUGCGGGAAGACGUGGUUUGCGAAAAAGGUACUUUUUGGGGAAAGUGACAGAAGACCAUAUUGUCCGGUAAAUGACUCGGGUUGAGGAGGUGUGAGAGCACUUGAAAAGGCGAUGGAGCAUGUGUCGAGGGCUCCGAGUAUAAUGCACGCGAAUAGGACACUUGAAGCCGGGCAGGGGAACAUAAUUGACUGAGAAAGGGACUGGGGAAACGUCUAGAACUGACAAAGCAGAAUACUUUCUUGUCAUGCGCCUUUAAAGCUACCGUAUAUAGUGUCGAUUUACGGGUUAUCGAAUAGAAAAGCGCCUCAUUCUAGGCGCUAUAUCUCAGCUGCCCGAAGAGAUAUAAAAAACGUUGUUAACUGACAAAAUGUACGUAAUUCCUUGAUAAACAAUUUAUUAGUUGAUAACAUUUUGAUAUCUCUACUGGCAGCUGAGAUAAAUCUUCUUGGAUGGACUGUAUUAGAGUAGCCUUGUACCGAACCUUCUCAACUUGGCAGACCUGUAUUUCAAGUGUCAAUGACUAUUUCUAAAAGUGGUCAACUGAAAAAUUGUAGCAAAUUUUACCCUUCCUAAAUCGAAAACUGACCAUUUUACUCCAAACUUCUUUCUUCUUGAUUAAUAUUUCUAUUUCUAACCAGUACAAGUUUGCAGCUCUCCGACCUGCCCGAAUGCGUCGCUUCCCACUUCUGCCGUCCCGAUGAGCCACAGUCAUCCGAACCGGCCACCGUGAUCCGAUCGAUCGGCGACCAGCUCAUGCGCCGCUUCCCAAAUCUGGUCCUGCCACGAUUGACGACUGUAACUUUGCUGGAAGACACGCUGAACGCCCUCAAGCACUUCAUCCAACUUCCGCUCGAGACGAUGCCGUCUCCGUCGAAACCAGUGUUCCUGGUGGUUGACAAUGUGGAGGACGAGGAGACGCAGAUACUCGUCGAGAUGCUCACUGACAUUCUGCCAACAUGGAUCCGAAUGGUUUACACGUCGAGGGAUGGAGCUGUGAGUGACGAAGAAGAGGAAAAGAAGAAGGAAGUGGAGCAGAAAGAGAUUAUGGAACUCGAUCUCCCCGAUGACCCAGACUUUGACCGUUUCAUCCGUGCCAAACUACCUCAUUAUCAGGUGAAAGACGUUCGGAAAUCAUCAGACGGCUCUUGGUUCUAUGUGGAGCAGCUGGCCAGGGCAGUGGAGCUCGGAAUGUUGCCGAGUGACGUGUCGCCGCCGAUUGGAGUGGGCCCGAUGAUGGCGCUGGUGGCCCGGAGUCUGCCGGCCGCGUUCGAAGAGAUCGUCCGACUGGCGAAGACGAGCCGAUGCCGUCCGAGCCGUCAGCAACUGCUCGCCGUCUCGCAGAUGCUCAUCUCCCGAGAAAUUUCCAUACUUGAGAAGGAUAUCCGAUUGAUAAGCAGCGUCAUCGGAUCCACGUUCCAAUCCGAAUCGGAUCUAUUCGACGUGCCCGACAUCUGGUUCCGAUUCGUCGGCGACGAGACGCUCCGAAGUCACUGUGCGUGGGCGGAACACUUCAAGACCAAACGACGGAAAAGCGCUCAGGACAUCUGCGAGCUCGCCUAUCAUCUCUCCCAUUCGACCACGAACCCCAUCAACGCAGUGAAGACUUUGCAAAGUGUUGGCGCCGGAGACCUGGUUCUUCGGUGUCAUAUUAUAGAUCUUCCGACGACUGCACUGUUAAAAUCCGCCGGGGCGCGGAUGGAGGACAACAAUAAUGAUGUGGUUUACGCGUGUUCGGUCGGAGACGUCGACUACCUGGAUGCUAUUUUGAGAGAGAGCAAGCCGAUGCCGAUGGUAAUACCUUUCAAGGUCAUUUCGAAAUCAUUCUUGUAUUUCAGGACAUUUGCUUCGGCUUGCUCACCGCCGCCGCCCGCGGGAACCUCGAAAUGUGCCGUUUCCUGGCCGAUCACUUCCCCCAUCUGGUCGCUUCUUCGUGUUGCGGAGAAUGGAAUGCCCUGCGCAGUGCCGCGUGCUACGGACAACUCGACAUCCUCCAUCUCCUUCUGGAAAAGGGCGUCGACGUGGACGAGUGCGGACACAGCGACCGGACGGCGCUCCGAGCGGCCGCCUGGUCCGGACAACUGGCCGCAGUUCAGUUGUUGCUGCAGACGGGCGCAAUGGUCGAUCGGAGGGAUUCCGAACAACGGACUGCCCUGAUGGCCGCCGCGUUUAUGGGACAUCGGGAUGUGGUGGGGGUGAUUCUGCAGUACGGAGCAGAUGUGAACGCGGUGGACAAAUCGGGAGCCACCGCGUUGCAUUUGAAUUUGUCGAAUGGGUCCAAACAGGAUGAGCACGCCGAGACAACUCGGCUACUUCUGAAUUCUGGGGCCGAUUGCAAGAUCGAAGACGCGAACGGUCGAGUGGCCCUUCAUCUGGCCGCCUACCACGGGGACCCCUGCAUUCCAUUCAUCCUCGAGAAGUAUCCGGUGGUGGAUGUGCCCGAUAAAAUGGGUCAAACUCCUCUGAUGCUCGCGGCCAGUCAGGGACAACUGAAAGCAGUCGAAUUCCUGACGGCAACCGCUCAUUCCGACGUGGAUUCGAUUGAUAACAACGGAAGAACGGCCCUCCAGUGGGCGGCGAUCAACGGACAUUCGAAAGUUGUGGAGUUCCUGUGUGGAAUCGGAUCCGAUGAGGGACACAAAGACAACGACGGAGCUGUGGCACUGCACUACGCGGUGACGCAUGAUGAUGUGGAACUGGUGACGCCGCUUCUGAAUAAGCAGACGGCCGAGGCAAAGGAUCGGUACGGACAGCAUCCGGCGAUGAUUGCGGCCGCCAACGGGAACUUAAAAGUGAGUUGAAAUUCGCUUGAAAAACGUUCCUAUCAAAUUUUGUUUUCAGGUUCUCGAGAAGCUUCUCGAAGUGUCCGACACCCUGAACCAGCCGGACCACGAAGGUCGUACCGCCCUUUCUCUCGCCGCCAUGGCCGCCCACACAUCCGUAAUCGAUACGAUCGCGCCGAGAGUGACCGAUUGGAGCCAACGCGACGCUGACGGAACCCCGCUCAUCCAAACGCUCAUCCUUUCCAACCUCAUCUACGUGGCCGAAGUGUUCCUCGGCCACGGUGCCUCGACAUCCGACGCGGACGUGCACGGACGCACUUGUGUCCAUGUGGCCGCCUCGACGAAUGACGUGGCCGCUGCGAAGAUGUUACGGAGGAACGGCGCCAACUUCGAGGACGUGGAUCGGGGCGGACGGACUGCUCUGAUGACGGCCGUAUGGGCGAAGCACCUGAACAUAUCGGUGUACCUUCUGGACAGUUGUGGAGUGGAUCCGAAUCGCGGCGAUCGACAGGUACAAUAUAAUUCAGAGACCCGUAUGUAAUAGUGUUUUCCAGGGCGCUACGGCCCUCUCGAUAGCUGCUCAAAUCGGCGACCGGGACCUGGUCAACCUGCUUCUGAAGUUCGGCGCCGAGCCCAAAAUCAAAGACGCGAUGGGUCGAACGGCGAUGGACGUGGCGAUGAUCUCCGGCAAGGAAUCGAUUGUCGCGCUGCUGCAGUCGGCCAGCGGAUCCUCCGGCUCUUCGGGGAUCGGAAGCAGUGUGCCGAACAGUCCGAUGGACGGAUCCAAGCAGAGACAGCGGCAGAUCCGCGCCACGUCAUCACUCCGAACCCAUCGGAUCGUCGACAAUCUUUAG
Messenger RNA from Caenorhabditis sp. 36 PRJEB53466, 3772 nucleotides. The record is from the annotation of a GenBank genome assembly. NCBI's taxonomy places the organism in Eukaryota, Metazoa, Nematoda, Chromadorea, Rhabditida, Rhabditidae.